Messenger RNA from Pyricularia grisea, 267 nucleotides. RefSeq lists its product as uncharacterized. Gene Ontology annotation, molecular function: protein binding. The transcript is spliced from 2 exons. Bases 1 to 267 code for a protein of 88 amino acids. The record is from RefSeq and is a predicted model, not a curated record. NCBI's taxonomy places the organism in Eukaryota, Fungi, Ascomycota, Sordariomycetes, Magnaporthales, Pyriculariaceae.
AUGGUUCGGGGAAACGUAUUUUGCGUUGUAAAAAAAGUAUUAAAUAACGGUGCGGACGUUAAUAUUCGGGGCGGCCGGUACGGCAACGCUUUCCAAACCGCUUUAUUAAAAGGCUAUAAAAAAAUUGUGCAAAUUUUGGUCGAUAGGGGUGCGGACGUCGAUACUCAGGGCGGCGAAUACGGCCACGUUCUCCAAACCGCUUUAUUGGGAGGUUAUAAAAAAAUUGUACAAAUUUUGGUCGAUAAAGGUACGAACGUCGAUAUUUAG